UGUAGUAGUUUUGCCUAAGGAGGAGCCUAGACAACACACACACACACACACACACACACAAGGUCUGUUGGGCAUGUGCUGAGGAAAUCAGAGAACACACACAGGAAGGAAAGGAAGACUGCUUCACACUAUUUCUCUCUCUCAGGUAGACAGAUAGACGAGUGAAUGAGAGACAGACACAGGGACAGUGAGCUGCAAGGGAAGAGUGAGAUAUAGCAAGGAAGAGACACAGACAGACAGAGGGAGAGAGGGAGGGAGAGAGAGAGAGAGGGAGGGAGACAGGUGAGUCUGUCUCUCUCUCUCGGCCAGAGCGAUUGUCACACUGGCCUCUGGAACAGCGAUGGCCUUCACCUUCGCCGCCUUCUGCUACAUGCUCACACUCGUCCUGUGUGCUGCACUUAUCUUCUUUGUCAUCUGGCAGAUCAUUGCAUUUGAUGAACUGAGAACCGACUUUAAAAACCCCAUCGACCAGAGCAACCCGACCAGAGCGAGAGAGAGAAUCCUGAACAUCGAGAGAAUCUGCAACUUACUCAGGAAGUUGGUGGUUCCUGAAUAUUCUAUCCAUGGUUUGUUCUGUCUGAUGUUCCUGUGUGCUGGUGAGUGGGUCACACUUGGUCUCAACAUCCCCCUGCUCUUCUACCAUAUGUGGAGGUUUUUCCACCGGCCGGCUGAUGGCUCUGAGGUGAUGUACGACCCCGUCAGUGUGAUGAACGCAGAUAUUCUUAAUUACUGCCAAAAAGAGUCGUGGUGCAAACUGGGUUUCUACCUGCUCUCCUUCUUCUACUACCUGUACAGCAUGGUUUACGCUCUGGUCAGCUUCUGAUCAACGAACAGACAAAAGGAGGAAGAAAAAAAAAGAAAGAAAGAAUGCGUGAUGUUCUGUCCUCCUCCUCCUCAGCCAACAACAGAAAUGAGACCCACUGAGAUGCUGGGAGAGAGAGACAGACAGACAGAGAGAGAGACAGGGAGAAAGACACGGAGAAGCUCGAGCAGCAGUGAUGUUUCAUUAUUGAGUUUUAUUUCUUUAAGGGCUGCUGAACAUUUCUGCUGCUCGGAGCGACACGGCGAAUCACCUCCACUGCGAUGAGAUGUGAUCAUCACUGAUGAUCAUCUUCUGAUCUACAGACUCCAGAUUCGAUGCCAUAUAAUAUCCUUUUUCAUUUGCGAAAAAGACUUUUGUGUAAAUGACCUCUGUUUAGUUCUAAAGUGUUAGAUUAGCGCUGAAGCUUUCACUGUUUUAGUCCAGUGGUAGAUUCUAUUUACUUUAAUAAUAUAUCCAUUUUAUUCUCAAAUUCAGUUGUUGUAUCUUAAUCCAGGGUAGAAACUACUCGUGUCCUUACACUAAGACAAACUGCACAAACUUUAUAUUUAUACGACUGAACAGCGACGGCGAUGUUUACACUGAGCAACCAAUGAAACGAGAACAUUAUCCAGGCCGGGAAAACUGUUCAGACCAUCUGUGGGACUUUUAAGGAGAGACUGGAAUCAUUUUGAGAAUCGGUGUAAAUAAAUACACACCCACACACACACACAAUGUUGUCAGCCUUACAGAGAAAAGCCAACGCCUCCGUAUCACUGUGGAGACGCAGCAGGUCCUCUGAGACAGAAUAAGUCCAUUUCUUCCUGGACUGAGAUGGAACGGGACACAUGGAAGCAGACUGAGAGAUGGAUUUAAACAGUGACACAGUGGAAGAGUGACAAAGUGAGAAAAAGUGAAAGUUAGACUAAGACAUACCAGGACACUUGGAGUGGGACAUAGGGAGAUAAACCAAGAGACUGAUACAGAAGGAGUGAGACAGGCUGAAUUGGACUGUGAUAACAGAAGGAGUGAGACAGGCUGAGACAUAGUGAAACAGACUGAGGUUGAGUGAGACAGGCUGAGACACAGUGAGACAGUCCGAUAUUGAGUGAGAAAGGCUGAGGUUGAGUGAGACAGGCUAAGACACAGUGAGAAAGGCUGAGACACAGUGAGACAGGCUGAAAUGUACUGCAAUGAUGGAGGGAGUGAGACAGGCUUAGACAUAGUGAGACAGGCUGAGGUUGAGUGAGACAGGCUGAGACACAGUGAGACAGUCUGAUAUUGAGUGAGACAGGCUGAGGUUGAGUGAGACAGGCUGAGACACAGUGAGACAGGCUGAGGUUGAGUGAGACAAGCUGAGACAGUGAGACAGGCUGAGAUGGACUGUGAUGACGGAGGGAGUGAGACAGGCUGAGACAUAGUGAAACAGACUGAGGUUGAGUGAGACAGGCUGAGACACAGUGAGAUAGUCCGAUAUUGAGUGAGAAAGGCUGAGGUUGAGUGAGACAGACUAAGACACAGUGAGAAAGGCUGAGGUUGAGUGAGACAGGCAAAGACACAGUGAGACAGGCUGAGACACAGUGAGACAAGCUGAGACACAGUGAGACAGGCUGAAAUGGACUGCAAUGACGGAGGGAGUGAGACAGGCUGAGACAUAGUGAGACAGGCACAGACUGAGUGAGACAGGCUGAGACACAUUGAGACAGUCUGAUAUUGAGUGAGACAGGCUGAGGUUGAGUGAGACAGGCUGAGACACAGUGAGACAGGCUGAGGUUGAGUUAGACAGGCUGAGACACAGUGAGACAGGCUGAGAUACAGUGAAACAGGCUGAGAUGGACUGUGAUGACUGAAGGAAGGAGAUAGUGUGAGAGAGUGAGACAGGUUGAGAGGGAGUGAGACAGAGUGAGACAGAUGCUGCUGAAGGUCAUUUAGUUGAAUGGAAUAAUGAGCAAUUCCCAAACACUAGAGUUCAUUCCUGCUCUGGAGUCAUGUCCCGGAGCUCUGAGCCAAACACACAAACACAAAGUCUUACAGGAACACCAGACACAGGGCAGGUAACUAGCUACAGGCUAACGAUACUCAACCUGAUAACUCUUUUUUAAUUAACUGGCUAGCAGGACUAGCUAAUCAUGUGAUCCCUUCUAAAUACGGUGUUCUCUUUACUAGUGACUCAUCUUUUUUUAUGCCAGUUCUCAACACUGUCCCAAACCUCACUUUCUAAUGAAUACAUGUUCUAACAAAAAACACAUUCUAAUAAAGACCUGCUCUAAUAAACAUCUUUAGUGAGUAUUGCAGUUAGAAUGGGUUCUAAUGAGAACGUUUUACCACACGGUGACGUUUGGGACGUGGACAAUUCACAUGGUUAUUGUGAUGAUAAUGUAGGGAUGAUGUCAGAGCCGCUGAUGACACUGUUACAGAUGAUGAUGAUGAUGAUGACGAUGAUGAUGAUGUCAUUGUGUUACUUUGCUCAUUUUUUACAUUUCUGUAUUUGAACUUCUUAGUUGUGUGAACAGGACUUUGUGGAAAUAACACAGGACAUUAUUGUGCUAAAAGUGGCAUCACCACACACACACACACACACACACACACACACACACACACACACACACACACACACACACACACACGUGUGUGUGUGACUUGAGUUGGACAUUUUGUCCUCUUUAUGUCCCUUGACAAUCGAACACUGAGGAAACAAAGAUGAAAGACUUUAGGUCGUUAUGACAUCAUCACUGACUGUCUUACAGCGCCGUUCACGACACGUGGGAAUUACGGUAAAGACGAGUUUCUGACUCGCAUCUCAACAGAACUUAGACAGAAAUAGAAUUUUCUGGAAUCUGGAAUCUCGUCACUGCUAAAAACAGCGUCAGGGUUAAACUCACACAUUCCCAUCAUCCUCAGCUGAUGACCUCAUCGUCCAUAGUGUAGUGCACUUUAGCUUUUUAGCGUGUAGCAAAAAUAUAUAUAUAUUAAACCAUCACCGUGGUCAGUUUGUGUCUUUGGUGUUGGGUGUGUUUCCAUGGAAACACUGAUUUUCCCAGCUGGAGGAGAUGAAGUGCUCGGAGUGUCGUGUUUGCUGUAAUUCCACACGACGUGAACAUGAACGUGAACGUGAGCGUGCUGUAACGUGAACACGGUGUAUUUAGGAAUUAUAAUUGUCUUUUUUAUUCACUCUGUAUCUCUCAUCAGUGUGAAACUUAAAGCAAUUCUUCAUAUUCAAUAAAACUGAUUCUUUCCUCAAACCUCGCUGUCGAACUGUCACUAUCACUCACCAAAACUGUGGAUGAACAGAACAGGAAAUUAAACAAGGAAAAGGAGGAGAGAGAGAAAAUAAGAAAGGGUUAAUACUGUGAUGC
Molecule: messenger RNA, 4155 nt
Organism: Ictalurus furcatus (blue catfish)
Lineage: Eukaryota; Metazoa; Chordata; Actinopteri; Siluriformes; Ictaluridae
Gene: cnih2
Product: cornichon family AMPA receptor auxiliary protein 2
Exons: 6
Coding region: 341-823 (160 amino acids)
Biological process (GO): vesicle-mediated transport; regulation of AMPA receptor activity
Cellular component (GO): synapse; dendrite
Source: RefSeq, a predicted model, not a curated record